GAAUAGAUCAAGGGGAAAUGGUAAUUACGUAUACAAAUGCUUUGAAUAUGGACCUGAAGCAUAUGGAGAGGACAUUUUAUAUUGAGAAGCUACCGCAGAUGACUCCAGCAAUGGUAGGAAAUGGUGAGAGUGAUACACCAGGAAGUCAAUAUCAGAAAGGAGUGAAGCAGCUUGUUGAUAAUGGCCUUCACACUAUACCUAAAAGAUACAUACUUCCACCUUCUGAUCGACCUGCUACAAACUCAGAAGAUUCAAAUGUUGUCAAGCAAAACCUUGAGCUACCCAUCAUUGAUUUUUCUGAAUUACUUGGUCCAAAAAGGCAACAAGUCCUUCAAUCCCUAGCCAAUGCUUGUGAAGAGUACGGUUUUUUUCAGCUGGUAAACCAUGGUAUCUCUGAUGAUGUUAUCAGCAGCAUGAGGGAUGUGAGUGGAAGGUUCUUUGAUCUUCCUUUUGAGGAAAGAGCAAAGUACAUGACAACUGAUAUGCGAGCACCUGUUCGAUGUGGAACCAGCUUCAGCCAAACCAAAGACACUGUAUUGUGUUGGAGAGACUUCUUGAAACUCCUCUGUCAUCCUUUACCUGAUUUCCUCCCUCAUUGGCCAGCUUCCCCUUUAGACUUUAGGAAAGUGGUGGCUACCUACGCUGAAGAAACCAGAGACUUGUUCCUGAUGUUGAUGGAAGCCAUCCAAGAGAGUUUAGGAAUCAUUGAAGGAAACGAAGAAGAAGAGACAGAAGAAAAAGACAAUAUUCUGAAAGACUUGGAAGAUGGGAGCCAGAUGAUGGUGUUCAAUCUAUAUCCACCAUGCCCUGAACCUGAUCUAACCUUGGGGAUGCCCCCUCACUCUGAUUAUGGAUUCCUCACACUCCUCCUCCAAGACCAGGUCCAGGGUUUGCAGGUACAUUUCCAAGGUCAAUGGUUCACUGUUCAACCUAUCAAUAACGCUUUCGUUGUCAAUGUUGGUGAUCACUUAGAGAUAUACAGCAAUGGGAAGUACAAGAGCGUGUUGCACAGGGUCAUGGUUAAUGCAGAGAAGAAAAGAACAUCAGUGGCUUCUCUCCAUAGCCUUCCUUUCAACUGCACUGUAAGACCGUCACCAAAACUCAUUGACCAAGCCAAUCCCAAACGUUACGCAGACACCAAUUUCCAUACUUUUCUUGCCUACGUUUCCACCAGAGAGUCCAAGCGAAAGGAUUUUCUCGACUCCAGGAAAUUGACUUCUACUUGUCUCCAAGAAGAAAAUAAUUUUCAUUAG
This is a messenger RNA of Sphenostylis stenocarpa, 1253 nucleotides long. NCBI's taxonomy places the organism in Eukaryota, Viridiplantae, Streptophyta, Magnoliopsida, Fabales, Fabaceae. The record is from the annotation of a GenBank genome assembly.